This is a messenger RNA of Columba livia (rock pigeon), 6850 nucleotides long. It is a transcript of the gene GLIS3, whose product is annotated as GLIS family zinc finger 3. The transcript has 10 exons. NCBI's taxonomy places the organism in Eukaryota, Metazoa, Chordata, Aves, Columbiformes, Columbidae. Gene Ontology annotation, cellular component: nucleus. Gene Ontology annotation, molecular function: DNA-binding transcription factor activity, RNA polymerase II-specific; RNA polymerase II cis-regulatory region sequence-specific DNA binding. Bases 378 to 2714 code for a protein of 778 amino acids. Gene Ontology annotation, biological process: regulation of transcription by RNA polymerase II. The record is from RefSeq and is a predicted model, not a curated record.
GGGGGAGACGGGCGUGGCUCGGCCCCUUCGCUGCUCCGCUCCCGAGAGCUGCCCCCGGGCCCCCCGCCGGGCGGGGAGAGGGUGAGUCGGCGGCUCCCGGCCUCCGUGUCAGAGCGGGGGGGAGCGCGGGGGGAGAAGAGAAGAAAAAGCAAACCAAACCCUCUUGUGGUGAAGUUACUUCGCAGUUACUCACCUCGCCGACAAGCUGCUGCGGAGAUGAGGACGCACCGCUGUCUGGGAGGACGGGACAGACGCCCGCCCGGCAAAUUUGUCAUCCCGCUGAUGAAUAAGCGCAGAUAGGAGGGCUUGGUUAUGGACCCGUGUGCAAGUCCACUGGAAAAGGCAGCUGCAACAACGCAAUAGCCACCAGCAGUCCCAUGACAGUUCAACAGAUGGGACCUGUUUCACCCCCUGCUAAUCAGGUUUCAACAGCAUGCAACCAGAUCAGCCCUAGUUUACAGAGGUCUAUGGAUGCUUCCAGCCUGAGUGCUUCUCCAUCAGAUACAAGGUCAUUCUUGUCACGUGAAUCUCUGGCCUCUACGACAUUAAACUUGUCAGAAAGUCAUUCUGCUUUGACCAUUAAGAAAGAGUGGUCACAUGGGUACAAGACACUUCCUUCUGUUCCUCCUGAACAAGAUUUACAAAAUGACAGUGAGCUGGGGGACUUACUAAAUUUUUCACCUGGAACAUCUGAGUCCAGCAACUGCAUCUAUAACUCGUUACCGUCCUACUUGCUUGGCAUGGAGAAUAACCAUUCCCCUUACUCUAGUCCUUGCCAUUCUUCAGCCCGGUCUCAAUCAGCCCGCUCCAAAAAGAGAGCCGUCUCUCUGUCUCCUCUGUCUGACGGCAUUGGGAUCGACUUCAAUACAAUCAUCCGUACAUCCCCAACCUCUCUGGUGGCCUACAUCAACAGCUCCAGGACAUCACCAGCAAGUAUCUCCCCACAGCCUGAGGUCUAUGGGCAUUUUUUGGGAGUGAGAGGAAGUUGUAUACCCCAAAAUUGCUCUGUUCCAGCUGCCCAGAAGGGCUUUCUCAUGGCUAAUGGCAACGUCACCUUCCCGGGGUACGCUGAGAACGGGGCGGGCGAGUACCAGCGCAUGCAGCAGCUGGAGGAAGCCAGCCUGCAGAUGGCCAGCACACCUAACAUGGUGAUCCAGCAGGGCCUGCCUCCUGCGGACAACCAGCUGCUGGGUGUCCUGAAAAACGAACGGCUGGGUGACUUCUCAGGCCGUAUGGUUGACGUGCCUCCUCCACCCCUACUGCCGCCACCUCCCCCACAAGGGCCACCCCCACCAUACCACGCUCACCAGCACCGGCACCCACACAGCCUCCCCGGUCGCGUUCACCCUGUGCCCGUACCUCCGUCUGCCCCUGGCUCCCUGCUGGAUGAAGACGGUGAGCUGGAUGAUUUCAGUGGCAAGCAUGGCUGUCACUGGGUUGACUGCGGCGUGCUGUACGACCAGCGAGAGGAACUUGUGCGGCACAUAGAGAAGAUCCAUAUAGACCAGAGGAAGGGAGAGGACUUCACUUGCUUCUGGGCAGGCUGCCCACGAAGGUACAAACCAUUUAAUGCCCGUUAUAAACUGCUGAUUCACAUGAGAGUCCACUCAGGAGAGAAGCCCAACAAAUGCACAUUUGAGGGUUGCAAGAAAGCCUUUUCCAGACUAGAAAAUCUCAAGAUUCACUUAAGGAGCCAUACGGGUGAAAAGCCGUACCUUUGUCAGCACCCUGGCUGCCAGAAAGCAUUCAGCAACUCCAGCGACCGCGCCAAGCACCAGAGGACACACUUGGACACUAAACCUUAUGCAUGUCAGAUUCCAGGAUGUACUAAGAGAUACACAGAUCCAAGUUCCCUGAGAAAGCAUGUGAAAGCCCAUUCUUCCAAAGACCAGCAAGUCAGGAAAAAGUUGCGAUCGAGCUCAGAGCUUGGCCAGGACCUCCUGAAUGACUGCCUCGCAAUCCAGCCCCUCCAGCUGCCCUCGUCACCGCAUGACGCUGCAGAUAACACCGUGGGACGCUCCCCAGGGCCUGCUCAUGAUAUCUACCCAGCAGCCGUGUUCCCCAGCACACAGACAAGUCGAAGUGGAACAGGAGCUGGGGCAGUGUCAUUGUCCCACCCCAGCAGCCACCCCUCCCCAGGACAGCACGUACAGGGUAGUCCUCUCCAUCCUCCCCCCCAGUUACCUCUUCUCUCAGCUGCGGACUCAGAGAGGUUUGUUGCUCCAGCUCUUUCUCCUCACCACAUCAGCCCCCAGAGAAUUUCAGUUCCGCAUCCCACUAUGCAGAGACAGACUCCACAACCUCCCCACCUUCAACAAUCUGCAGGAAUGUCUCUAAAGACAUACCAGCCAGCAGCAAACCCUUCUUGUCAACCAAACAGCCUCCACAUCCAAGGCUUUUAUGGGCAGCUUCAGACUUUCUGCCCUCCACAUUAUGCUGACACUCAGAAGAACGUACAACAUGGCACUUCUUGCGAUAUGGUUCCUCCUUUUGAAGACUCCUUAGUUCCCACAUCAGUGGGCCAGGCAGGGCUCGGCAUUUUCCACCGAACUUUCUCAGCUCAUUCUGGUGUUACAGUUUAUGACUUUCCAGCAGGGUCCACAGGUAUCUUUGGUGAUUCAGCUCGCAGCAUGCCAGAGGAUAGCAGUUUCCUACAAGUAAAUGCAGUGGAUCGUUGUUCUAGCCAGCUUUCUUCUGUCUACACUGAAGGAUAAAGUAAUGUAAAUCUACUUACAAGAACUUGAUUCUAUUUCAUCUUGCCCUUCAGGUACUUCUCUACGAAAUUUUUCUCUCCAUGAAACUGCCAUGUAUGUAUGGGGAUAUAGGUUGAUAUACAUACAUAAUGGAGAGGAAGAAAGCAAUCAACAAGCAUUCAUCAUGUAAUCAAGCAGUCAACUGAGAAGGAGAAUGUUUGGAGAAAGCAACCUUGCCAAAACCUUAGCAGUUCCUUCUUUUCAUCUGUGGCACAGCAACUCUACAUUUUUGUUCUUUCUUCUUUUUAAUUUCUCAAAGGGAAUUCACAGACUGCAUAACAAAACUGCUUGUUGGCUGUAAUCCUUUCAAGCCGAAUGGGUGGACUUAUUGAAGAACACAGCUUUAGAAAACUCCGUGUUUUGUUCUUUGGUUUUUUUGUUGGUUUUUUUGUUGGUUUUUUUGUUGGUUUUUUAGGAAAAUAAGGAAAACCAGAGCAUGCUACAAACAUUUCAAAGGCACACAGCUUUUUGCACAACCUGUUCGCAUGUGAUGCUUCCAAUGUUAAACACACACCAUCAUCAAAAAGGGAGAGAAAUUAGACAUAAUCCUGACACCACCCAUUGGAGGCUUGAGCCAAAUAUCUUUGGUACUGGAUUUCUCACCGGCCUCAGUUUAGAUGUCUUUUCCCUCCCUUGGUAUUUUAAGCCAUACAAUAUGGCCACUACUAUUUUUCCAAUAUUCCUUCAGCCCUAGUACUUUAUACAAUGAAUAAGAAGGGUUAAAUGCACUACCUGAGAAGGUACAUGGACUUUGUCUAUAUUUAGCACAGCUGCUAGAUAAAAAUAACUACGUUUUAACUUUCUGCUGAUUUUUAAUUAUAUCGUAGAGCUUUAUUGCUGUAUGUGCUAUAGUACUCUGUAGGAAGGUUUAAAAUACCUUGUAGAAAAUGCAUUCUUUCUUAAAUUCCACAGAUUCUUUUCAAAGCAAUCUGUACUAAUUUGAUUAAAUUUUUGUAGCCCUAACUUUUUUUGUUUCCAUAAUACAUUUUCAGGAAGAAGAGCUACUCUUAAGUUUGUUAUGUUCCCUUUGGUUAUUUAGAGAUGUAAAACUGAACUGGCUUGGUUGUUUCGAUUUUUCUGCUCCAUGUCAGGCUCUGGUCCUCCAGUUUAGUCCAGGAUGCAAGCAAAUGAGGUUGCCCUUUGUUAAAGCUACAAGAGUAUGAGCUAAAAACAGUAUUUUGCAGUGGAGAUGUGUCAUCACUGUGAUCCUAUGUACUUUGGGAGCAAUUCUUAUCUUAUGUAAGAGUGAAUUUUUAGGUUAUUAAACCCUAUUCAUCUGUUUUGUGGACUCCUUACUGUGUAGUGUGCAACUUAGUAUUCUCAUGACCCAAUUUAAUAAGGAGGACUAAAAUCCAAAGUUCAUUCUUACAGGCUAGACUAUAACUAUUCUUCUGAAAACACUCUUCUAGAAAGUUGAAUUUUUUAAAAGUGUUUAUCCAAUAAUUUUCUUAUCCCGAGAAGCUUUUGAGAGUUGUCGAAUGCAGUUUGGGUCAAAUUCAUAAUUUAAGUUGCCAUUAUGUUGCAUAGAUUAAUUUAUAUCCAGAUGUUUAUAAAGACUAGCAAUGUAUAUUAAUGAAGUAUAUUCUUAUAUACAGACAUAUGUGCUUAUAGAUUUAAUAGAUUUUUGUCCAAUAAAUGCAAAACAUAUAUGGAGAAAACAUGCACAUUAAUUACAAGAAGUAAUAUGGCUUAAAUACAGAUAAUUCUAUAGUAAAUUCUUCCCGCUUUUAUUCUGAUUCUCAUGUCACAAGUGAAUGUGACCCUCUGCUUCAGCUCACAGUGGUAGGUCUAGUAGUUACUGUGUGUGGUUUGCAUUGGGUUGAAUGACAUCAGGCUUGCCUACACAGCUAGACAUACAAAGGCAAAAAGACAAUCUGUUUACAUUAAUGUAUGAUACAGCCCAGUGCAUUGACAGUGGGUUUUGCUUUUUCAUAAAGCUUUAAUUUUUUGCCAUCUAAAAGCCCUGUCUGUAGUUACUGCACAUGCAUAAUUUGGUUCAGCAGGAGUUAUUAGGCACACUGAACACUUCAAUUUCAAAUGUGUAGAACAUUUUUCUUCCAACAAAGUCAGUAAGUGCAGGAUCAGGCCUGGUGUGUACAUAUGCAUGUGUAUGUACAUACAUGCUUUUGUCUAUAUGAAUCUUUCAGUGCUCUUUUAACCACAUGGUUGUCCAGAACAGUUGCUCUGUACAAAAUUGAAAUAUAGCUGUUGAAUUCAGAUCUGUACCACCUUGACUUUUAAAGCUUUUGAAUAUUUUUUCUAGUAUCUCAACAGGCAAGCUAUCCAGGAGAGGGGGUACUUAUACAUCAUCAAAGAUCCUGACCAAAGGAAAAGCAAGCCAACAGAAUUCAAAAAGGGUAUUCAUAAUUUGGAGGUUCAUCAGUUACAUCUGAAAAAGAAACGUGCUAGUCAUUAAUUCAUUCUUUAAUAUAUAUAACAUAUAUAUAUAUAUAUAUAUAUUUACAGCUUUCUAUGAGCCUUAAUCUUAAAAAAAAAAAGGAACUAGAGUACAGUCAAAUUAAGCACAUGAGAGUGGGCUACCAGUCUGUAAAAAGGUAUGCCUUUGUUUACUUCUGUAUCAAAGACUAAGAGGAUUCUUCAUUAUUAUUUCAUUAUGCUCUUUGGAGUCAGACUGUCUUUAGGGGAUCAACUUAUAUCACUGAUGGCGAUUGUAUAAAAAAGAACCAUUUUAUCUUAUGUAUUUUUGGAUACUUAAAUAUGGAAUUGUGUUUGUCACAUGUUAGAAUGAAAAAUGGUGCUUGUGAAAAUACAUAGCAUAAUGGCAGUUAGUGACUUAUAUGGAAAUACGUGUGCCUCAGUGAUUUUUGUGUUUUUAUUCUACUUGCUGGAUUAUUAACUUUCUAAAGGGACUCAUAUCUAAAAGAUGAAGUUAUUUUAGACUAUGGACAUUAAACAAUAUUCUAAUGAAAUUAUUUACAAUCAUUCUUUUAUACAAUUCUCUUUUUUUCAGACUCAAAUAAUCUAUUUAUAUCUGCAUUAGGAAUGGGUCUACACUGGAGUUUAAAAUAAAUUUUCAAGUGAGUGUAUGUGAGUGCAUGUGUGUAUUUGGAUCUCCCUAUGUAUGUGUAUACAUACAUACAUAUAGGCAUUAUGGUUUACUAAUACUGGAUGCUGAAGUAUUGCAGUAUUUAGGCCAUCUGUCACAUUGUAUCCUGUUUUCUACUCUAUUUGAAGAGGUGUGAUUGAGUAUGGAAAUUACAUUUUAACUGUUUAUUCCCUGUUUUCCCUGUGUAAUUUUAUAGCAGAUUUUGUUAAACAGCACUUUUUGUUGUUUGUAUGACAUUUGGUUGGUUGGUUGUAGGGUUUUUAAAAUUCUUUUUUAAUUUCCUAGGAACAGAUAAAAAGAAAAGACCACAAUUUAAAAUUAGCUGGAUGGGGGUUUAUUUAAGAAAUAAAUCCCUUUAUUCUGCACAGAAAGCAGCAUCUUGUGUAAUAUUUUUUUACACAGAGCACUUUGGUGAGGAAAGAAAGUGGGAAUAUGUUUUUCCUAGACAUGCAUAUUUAUACAUGCUUACAUAUACAGAUGCGAACUCAAUUUGUCAUACUGUACAUCUGGCCAAUAUUUUCUCUAAGGAUAUAUCUGUUGCACACCAUGAAAAAUAAAUUUUCAAAUGAAUUAGCUAUACUUUUUUCUGUACUAGUAUGUAUAAUUUUGUGAUUUGUUACAGUUAUUUUUCAUAUAAACAUAAGUUAUUUUUGUCCUAGUUCAUAAAAUUCUUUUUUUUUUUUUAUGUAAAAGGUAAAAUUGAAAGGUAUAUGUGCAUGCUGCAAAAUAAAACUGGAAAGUUGUAACUCAAUGACAUUGUAUUGUCAGGUGCCUUUAAAGAAUACUGCUCCAGCCAUUGUUCUGCACCAUAAAACUACUAGUAUUUGUAUGGAUUAGUAUAAUUAGAAACAGAAAUAGAAAAAAAAAUCUCAGAGAUUUCUUCUAAAAAACACUUUGUUCAGAAUUUUAAAUCUGGAUCUAAUUAUUGAUAUAUUGAACCUAGAGAUUUGUAGAGAUAAAUGAAUGCCUCAGUGUGGGUUUACACCCUGGGUGGAGACAAAAAUAAAAGAAGACCAUUUAUUUACAUCUA